Carlito syrichta (Philippine tarsier) is the source of this 1416-nucleotide messenger RNA. RefSeq names its product one cut homeobox 1 (gene ONECUT1). Gene Ontology annotation, molecular function: RNA polymerase II cis-regulatory region sequence-specific DNA binding; DNA-binding transcription factor activity, RNA polymerase II-specific. The transcript has 3 exons. Gene Ontology annotation, biological process: regulation of transcription by RNA polymerase II. The coding region runs from base 1 to 1305 and encodes 434 amino acids. NCBI's taxonomy places the organism in Eukaryota, Metazoa, Chordata, Mammalia, Primates, Tarsiidae. The record is from RefSeq and is a predicted model, not a curated record. Gene Ontology annotation, cellular component: nucleus.
AUGAACGCGCAGCUGACCAUGGAGGCGAUCGGCGAGCUGCACGGGGUGAGCCAUGAGCCGGUGCCCGCCCCUGCCGACCUGCUGGGCGGCAGCCCCCACGGCGGCGAUUACCACCACCACCACCGGGCCCCCGAGCACAGCCUGGCCGGCCCCCUGCACCCCACUAUGACCAUGGCCUGCGAGACUCCCCCAGGUAUGAGCAUGCCCACCACCUACACCACCUUAACCCCUCUGCAGCCGCUGCCGCCGAUCUCCACAGUCUCGGACAAGUUCCCCCACCAUCACCACCACCACCAUCACCACCACCACCCGCACCACCACCAGCGCCUGGCGGGCAACGUGAGCGGUAGCUUCACGCUCAUGCGAGAUGAGCGCGGGCUGGCCUCCAUGAAUAACCUCUAUACCCCCUACCACAAGGACGUGGCCGGCAUGGGCCAGAGCCUCUCGCCCCUCUCCAGCUCCGGUCUGGGCAGCAUCCACAACUCCCAGCAAGGGCUCCCUCACUAUGCCCACCCCGGCGCCGCCAUGCCCACCGACAAGAUGCUCACCCCCAACGGCUUCGAAGCCCACCACCCGGCCAUGCUCGGCCGCCACGGGGAACAGCACCUCACGCCCACCUCGGCCGGCAUGGUGCCCAUCAACGGCCUUCCUCCGCACCAUCCCCACGCCCACCUGAACGCCCAGGGCCACGGGCAGCUCCUGGGCACAGCCCGGGAGCCCAACCCUUCGGUGACUGGCGCGCAGGUCAGCAAUGGAAGUAAUUCAGGGCAGAUGGAAGAGAUCAAUACCAAAGAGGUGGCGCAGCGUAUCACCACCGAGCUCAAGCGCUACAGCAUCCCACAGGCCAUCUUCGCGCAGAGGGUGCUCUGCCGCUCCCAGGGGACCCUCUCGGACCUGCUGCGCAACCCCAAACCCUGGAGCAAACUCAAAUCCGGCCGGGAGACCUUCCGGAGGAUGUGGAAGUGGCUGCAGGAGCCGGAGUUCCAGCGCAUGUCCGCGCUCCGCUUAGCAGCAUGCAAAAGGAAAGAGCAAGAACACGGGAAGGAUAGAGGCAACACACCCAAAAAGCCCAGGUUGGUCUUCACAGAUGUCCAGCGUCGAACUCUACAUGCAAUAUUCAAGGAAAAUAAGCGCCCAUCCAAAGAAUUGCAAAUCACCAUUUCCCAGCAGCUGGGGUUGGAGCUGAGUACCGUCAGCAACUUCUUCAUGAACGCCAGGAGGAGGAGUCUGGACAAGUGGCAGGACGAGGGCAGCUCCAAUUCAGGCAACUCAUCUUCUUCAUCAAGCACUUGUACCAAAGCAUGAAGGAAGAACCACGAACUGAAACCUCGGUGGAAAAGCUUUAAAUUAAAAAAAAUUUUUUUUAAGGACCAGGACCUCAAGAUAGCAGGUUUAUACUUAGAAAUAUUUGAAGAA